UUCCUCUCUAAGUAGCACGCGGGCUGCAGCCGCCGCUCUGCCUGUGAUUGUUGUGGUGGCUCCGAGAGUGCAUCGGAGAAAGUUGCCCUCUUCAUCACGUCGCUUUGUUUGCUUGUUUGCAACAUUAAGUAACAAUGGCGGACUCCCAAGAUGACAAGCUCUACAAGGCGGAAUACGCGAAAAGCGGCCGGGCUUCGUGCAAGAAAUGCAAAGAGAGCAUAGCUAAGGACUCGCUGAGGAUGGCCCUCAUGGUGCAGUCCCCGAUGUUCGAUGGGAAAGUCCCACACUGGCACCACUUCUCCUGCUUCUGGCAGCGAGCGGCAGCUCAGACUGAAGCAGACAUCGCCGGGUUCUCCACUCUUCGCUGGGAGGACCAGCAAAAAGUCAAAAAGGCUAUUGAGACUGGAGGAGCUGUCGGAGCAGGGAAAAGUGAUUCAAAAGGUGCCGCUCAAGGGGCCAAAACUCUGAAUAACUUUGCCGUGGAGUACGCCAAGUCGAACCGCAGCACGUGCAAAGGCUGCGAGCAAAAAAUAGAAAAGGAUCAGAUUCGUGUUUCCAAGAAAACGGUUGACCCAGAGAAACCUCAGCUGGGUCUGAUCGACCGCUGGUACCACACGGCGUGCUUCGUGAGCCGCAGGGAGGAACUGGUGUUUAAGCCCGAUUAUUCCGCCGCCCAGCUGAAGGGAUUCGACGCGCUGCGCGCCGAAGACAAGAACGAUCUUAAGAAGAGGCUCCCUGCUGUCAAAUCUGAGGGGAAACGCAAAGGUGAUGAUGUUGAUGGAGCAUCAAAAAAACUAAAGAAAGAGGAAGAGGAGGAGAAGAAUAAACUGGAGGAGCAACUGAAAAACCAAAGCCAGCUGAUUUGGGGGAUCAAAGACAAGCUGAAGAAACAUUGUUCGAUCAACGACAUGAAGGAGCUGCUGAUCGCAAACGCUCAGGACGUCCCCUCUGGAGAGUCCAACGUGGUCGACUGCCUGGCUGACGGCAUGGCCUUUGGUGCUCUGGAGGUCUGCAAGGAGUGUUGCAGUCAGCUGGUGUUUAAAGAAGACGCUUACUACUGCACAGGGGACAUUUCAGCCUGGACCAAGUGUGUGUUUAAAACCAGAAGACCGGCACGCAGAGACUGGGUCACUCCCAAGGAAUUCCAUGAAGUCCCUUUCCUAAAGAAAUUCAAGUUCAAGCGACAGGACAGGGCCUACCCCAGAGAGGCGCCGGCCCAAACCCUGACAGCUGCUAAAACCGAGCCUCUGCCAAGUGCGUCCGGCGGACCGACGAAGCAAGGACCAGAAUCGGCUCCUUCAGACAAACCUCUCACCGGUCUGAAGCUGCUGGCUGUUGGAAAGCUGACGAAGAACAAAGAUGACAUAAAAGCUGUUGUGGAGGAGCUGGGAGGGAAGAUCACCAGCACCGCCGCCAAAGCCUUCCUCUGCCUCAGCUCUAAGAAGGAGGUGGAGAAGAUGGGUAAGAAGAUGGAGGAAGUGAGGGAUGCCGGCGUGCGUGUGGUGUCUGAAGACUUCCUCGCGGACAUCAAGUCAUCAGGAAAAGCUCUUCAGGAGCUGGUCUCUCUGCACGCCAUCUCACCCUGGGGAGCAGAGGUCAAAGUUGAAGCCCAAGCUUCAUCUACUGCCUCCAAGUCUGCAGCACCGGCUGCCAAAAGCUCCGGGAGGGUCAAGGAGGAGGAAGGUGGAAGCAAAUCCAAGAAGAUGAAGCUCACCGUAAAAGGUGGAGCUGCUGUGGAUCCUGACUCGGGUCUGGAGAACAGCGCCCAUGUCCUGGAGCAGAGUGGGAAAAUGUACAGCGCCACACUGGGUCUGGUAGACAUCGUCAGAGGGACAAACUCGUACUACAAACUGCAACUGCUGGAGGAUGAUGUACAUAAACGCUACUGGGUGUUCAGAUCCUGGGGCAGAGUGGGAACCACCAUCGGAGGAAACAAGCUGGACAAAUUCCAGGAUAAAAUCUCAGCGAUGGAUAAUUUCCUCGGCCUUUACAAGGAAAAAACAGGAAAUAACUGGAGUGCCUCCAACUUCACUAAAUAUCCUAAUAAGUUCUACCCGCUGGAGAUCGACUAUGGACAGGACGAGGAGGCGGUGAAGCAGCUGACAGCCACUGCUGGCACCAAGUCCAAACUGGCCAAACCCGUUCAGGAACUGAUCAAGAUGAUCUUUGAUGUUGAAAGCAUGAAAAAAGCCAUGGUGGAGUUUGAAAUCGACCUCCAGAAGAUGCCUCUGGGUAAGCUGAGUAAAAGACAAAUCCAGAGUGCCUACGCUCUCCUGACGGACGUGCAGCAGGCCGUGUCGGACUGCGUCCCAGAGGCACAGAUCCUGGAUCUGUCCAAUCGCUUCUACACGCUAAUACCUCACGACUUCGGCAUGAAGAAGCCCCCCCUCCUUAACAACCUGGAUUACGUUCAGGCUAAAGUGGAGAUGCUGGACAACCUGUUGGACAUCGAGGUGGCCUACAGCCUGUUGAGAGGAGGAGCUCAGGACAACGAGCGCGACCCCAUCGACAUCAACUAUGAGAAACUCAAAACCAAAAUGGAGGUUGUUGACAAAACCACACAGGAAGCAGAGAUCAUUAUGCAGUACGUUAAGAACACGCAUGCCGCUACGCACAACACGUACACGCUGGAAGUGCAAGAAAUCUUUAAAAUAGUUCGUGAAGGAGAGCACCAACGCUACCGUCCAUUCGAGGAGCUACACAACCGACAGCUAUUGUGGCACGGCUCUCGCACCACGAAUUACGCAGGAAUCCUGUCUCAGGGUCUUCGUAUUGCCCCUCCAGAAGCUCCUGUGACUGGCUACAUGUUUGGCAAAGGUGUUUACUUUGCUGAUAUGGUGUCCAAGAGUGCCAACUACUGUCACACCUCGCAGUCGGACCCUGUAGGCCUCAUACUGCUGGCAGAGGUUGCCCUGGGAAACAUGCAUGAGCUGAAGAAGGCCUCUCAUAUUACAAAGUUACCAAAGGGCAAACAAAGUGUUAAAGGUUUGGGUCGAACUGCUCCUGAUCCAAAUGCUACUGUCAAUUUGAAUGGCGUGCAUGUGCCUCUGGGAAAAGGCGUCCACACUAACAUCGAUGACACAAGUCUACUGUACAACGAGUACAUUGUUUAUGAUGUGGCACAGGUAAACAUGAAGUAUCUCUUGAAGAUCAAGUUUAAUUACCAGACAUCCCUGUGGUAGAAAAAAGGCAACGUUUGAAGAAAAACACCACUUCUGCAUCCAAAUGCCUGGAAUAUUAUACCACUUUACAGCUAUUUCAUGGUUCUGUAGCAGGCAGCCUUCAUUAGGAUCACGUUAACUUUGUAAAACUGAAAUCACAACAGGACGGUUGUAGAAAAUACAGGAAGCCUCAGACGAUGAUGGUUAACGAUUUCAUUCUUUUAAUUUGAUCAGUUCAUGAAAAUCUGUUGAUAAGCUUACGUCUAAAGUGUUACAGAGUGUCUGCAAGGGGUUUUGAGUUGAGACCAGAAUUAUUUCAAUGGCUGUUUUCUGAAGUAGCCUUGAUGAUACUGUAUAAGGUCUGACAUGUACAUAUUUGUUUAGUUGUUUCUGUCUCAAGCCGUCUUCCACAACUUUUUGUAUGAAAAUUGUGUUAAUUUUUGUUCCAUAAAUCACAAUAAAGCACGGGACAUGUAAAGAC
Nothobranchius furzeri (turquoise killifish) is the source of this 3642-nucleotide messenger RNA. It is a transcript of the gene parp1, whose product is annotated as poly (ADP-ribose) polymerase 1. Gene Ontology annotation, cellular component: nucleolus; nucleus. Gene Ontology annotation, molecular function: NAD+ poly-ADP-ribosyltransferase activity; NAD+-protein mono-ADP-ribosyltransferase activity; DNA binding. Gene Ontology annotation, biological process: double-strand break repair; protein poly-ADP-ribosylation. The record is from RefSeq and is a predicted model, not a curated record. NCBI's taxonomy places the organism in Eukaryota, Metazoa, Chordata, Actinopteri, Cyprinodontiformes, Nothobranchiidae.